GAGACACAUACACAUUAUAGACAUACAGACUCCGCUGUCUGUACAGCACAGCACUAGGAAAUACUCAGACUAAUGGCGUCUUCACAACGCGUCCGACGGACCAGCUGAUUCUUAUAUCUGCCUGCUAAACUACACGAAGACAGAAGGCAUCUGUACUUCUCAGCUGUCAUUAUGAGACUGAACCAUUUCUCUCGGAGAAUAAAUAAUGGAGGGGAGACUUAGAGACCAGCACCUUUGAGAGGUUCCACCUUCUGCACCUAUUUCAUAUCUGAACAUCUAAAGAAGGAAAAGAACUGUAUGGAAGAAGAUAAGCUCUGCGGCAGGCAUCAUGACCACAGCUAGGUACCGACCCACCUGGGAUUUGGCCCUGGACCCGCUGGUGUCCUGUAAGCUGUGUCUUGGAGAGUUUCCCUUGGAGCAAAUGACCACCAUCACCCAGUGCCAAUGCGUCUUCUGCACCCUGUGCCUGAAGCAGUAUGUGGAACUUCUCAUCAAAGAGGGCUUUGAAACGGCCAUCAGCUGUCCAGACUCAGUCUGUCCAAAACGUGGACAUUUACAAGAAAAUGAGAUUGAAUGCAUGGUGGCCACAGAGAUAAUGCAGAGGUACAGGAAGCUGCAGUUUGAGAAGGAGGUGCUGCUGGACCCGAGCCGGACCUGGUGCCCGUCCUCCACGUGCCAGGCCGUGUGCCAGCUGAAGGAGUCUAACACGGCGCUUCCGCAGUUGGUGCAGUGCAAUGUUUGCACACUUGAGUUCUGUUCCGCCUGUAAGGCCAGCUGGCACCCGGACCAAGACUGCCAAGAGAACAUUCCCAUCACCGCGUUUCUGCCCGGAGAGAGCAGUUCGUUCUUUAAGGCUGACGAUGACGACGCCCCCAUCAAACGCUGUCCCAAAUGUAAAGUCUACAUAGAAAGAGACGAGGGCUGUGCCCAGAUGAUGUGUAAGAACUGCAAGCAUGCUUUCUGCUGGUACUGCCUGGAGUCUCUAGACGACGACUUCCUCCUGAUCCAUUAUGACAAAGGACCCUGCCGGAACAAAUUAGGCCACUCCAGAGCCUCCGUGAUCUGGCACAGAACGCAGGUUGUUGGAAUCUUUGCCGGUUUCGGCCUCCUCUUACUGGUAGCCUCUCCGUUCCUGCUGUUAGCCACACCAUUCGUGCUGUGCUGUAAGUGCAAGUGCAGUAAAGGAGACGAUGACCCUUUACCCACCUAACAGCCCGGCGAGAGCAGUCCCUGUACGAGGAAUUCCGGUCAUCUCCUUUAAUCGUUUUUCUUUUCCUCCUCCGCCUUCGAGCUCUUCAUCAACCGGUGGGACAUCUCACGCCGCGGUUACUGUCACAGCUAGCUGAGUAGGCUCCAUCCCGGCAGGCCUGAUGAGACUAACGGAGACUUCAUGAGCCUGCUGCUUGCUUAGGUGGAGGAUUCGAGAGCUGGGGGUUCCCUCCACAGUAACAAAAGAGAUGUUACUGAAGGAGCACAGCGCUGUUCCAUCCCGGCGCUUGUCUGUUUUGUGGAUGUUUCGCAUAUUUGGCUGUUCUGGAGGGUUCUGUUCUAGUAGAACACAUAUUCAGUGUGUUUAUGUCUGUUUCUGUGUGCAUAGUGGCAUUUCAGUCACACGGCCUAUUCUUUAUUACUUGUUUUGCACAGAUAAGGGGCUUUUUGUCACUUUAAAUGCUCUAGAGUGAGUUUUGACUCAAAUGUAUAGCUAAAAUGCUACUUUAAAUGUUUAUUAACUGCUACAUUUUGCAUUCAGAAGGUUUUAAUGCCACAUUUUUUUUUUCUUUUUUCAUGUAAAUUUAUUGUCUUUUAGUCUGAAACUAUUGACAAACCUUGUUUGAUUUGGCAGAUUUUGGCUGUUGAUGUCAUCAGGGGAUGAUAUUUGCCAUUGAAAUUUCUCUCAGUGCACUUAAACGUCAUUUUUAGCCUUGAGACACUCACCUCCCUAAAACAUAAAUAUGAUUCCAAAGCAGGGCUGUUCUGUGAGUUUACAUUGCCAAAUAUUGACCUACUGAAAGUGUCACUUAAACGACACUUUAACCUUAUCUGAACACCCAACAUUUCAAUUAGAACUGUCAAAAUACUGAAACCAAAUAAAACAUUUUUAACCUGUCUUUACCUUUUUUUUAAUUU
Sinocyclocheilus rhinocerous is the source of this 2127-nucleotide messenger RNA. RefSeq names its product ring finger protein 144aa (gene rnf144aa). NCBI's taxonomy places the organism in Eukaryota, Metazoa, Chordata, Actinopteri, Cypriniformes, Cyprinidae. The transcript has 9 exons. Gene Ontology annotation, biological process: protein ubiquitination. Gene Ontology annotation, molecular function: ubiquitin-protein transferase activity; zinc ion binding. Bases 329 to 1210 code for a protein of 293 amino acids. The record is from RefSeq and is a predicted model, not a curated record.